GGCAUCGGUUGAAUACUUAAAGACACCAUGUGGAUUUGUAAAAUAACGAUAUAUUCCCUGCUCCUCGGACUCUGUGCGGCUCAGAUCUGUAAUGUUAUUGUUACUAGGAAAUUUAAAGGAACUACUGUGGACGUUCAAACGAAGGAUUGCUGCAAGGGUUACAAAAAAGUAAGGAGUUCCCCACUCAGAUGUAUUGCACAAUGCAAUAAGCAAAUAGAUUGCGUAAGUGGCUUUUGCACGAAAACAAAUGUCUGCACCUGCUGGAAAGGAUAUGUCAACUUAAAUAACGAUCCAUAUAACCGAUGUGUGCCCUACUGCAAGGGCUGCAGUCGAGGAACCUGCCAAUCUCCUGGCCGCUGUAUCUGUUCCGCGCGCCAUCUGCUGGACAAAAAGACAAACAACUGCAUACCCCAAUGUGCCAGUGGUUGUCCCAAUGGGACUUGUAUAACACCCAACCAAUGUAGUUGCAACGAAGGAUACAAGCUGAAUGCAACUACCCAGGUGUGUCUGCCAACAUGCAAGGACAACUGCAAGGCAGCCAAUGGCUUCUGUGCGGCUCCGAAUCGCUGCGAGUGCAAUCAAGGUUUCGUUCCCAAGCCAAAGUCCAAAUCGUUUGAGUGUCAGCCGAAAUGCAAAAAUGGCUGUAGCAACGGAGUUUGCCGGGCUCCCGACAAAUGCGAGUGCAACAAAUUCUACAAAAAGGACAUCGAUGGGAACUGCGCUCCAGUCUGCGAAGACGGAUGCGUGAAUGGGAACUGCACUGCCCCGGACGUCUGUCAAUGUCUGCCGGGAUAUACGAAAAUAGGGCACAAUGUCUGCUUGGCCGUUUGUCCCGAUGGUUGCCAGAACGGAGUCUGCGUGGCGCCCAACGAGUGCUCCUGCAAUGCUGGAUACACGAAGCUGGAAGGUGUCUGCACACCUGUUUGCAAGGAUGGAUGCGUGAACGGAUUCUGUGCUUCUCCAGAAAAGUGCUCCUGCUAUGAUGGAUAUGAAAUGGACAGUGAAAACAGAUGUUCUCCAGUUUGCCCAGGUGGAUGCAAGAACGGUUUCUGUGUUGCCCCAGGAAAGUGUUCCUGUGAUGAAGGAUACAGCAUGGAAACAGAAAACAGUUGUAAACCAAUUUGCUCAGAAAGAUGUGAGAAUGGAUUCUGUGAUGCUCCAGAAAAGUGCUCCUGCAAUGAUGGAUAUGCAAUGGACAGUGAGAACAGAUGUUCUCCAGUUUGCUCAGGUGGAUGCAAGAACGGUUUCUGUGUUGCCCCAGGAAAGUGUUCCUGUGAUGAAGGAUACAGCAUGGAAACAGAAAACAAUUGUACACCAAUCUGCUCCAGAGGAUGUGAGAACGGAUUCUGUGAUGCCCCAGAAAAGUGCUCCUGCUAUGAUGGAUAUGCAAUGGACGGUGAAAACAGAUGUUCUCCAGUUUGCUCAGGUGGAUGCAAGAACGGUUUCUGUGAUGCCCCAGGAAAGUGUUCCUGUGAUGAAGGAUACAGCAUGGAAACAGAAAACAGAUGUACACCAAUCUGCUCCAGAGGAUGUGAGAACGGAUUCUGUGAUGCCCCAGAAAAGUGCUCCUGCAAUGAUGGAUAUGCAAUGGACAGUGAAAACAGAUGUUCUCCAGUUUGCUCAGGUGGAUGCAAGAACGGUUUCUGUGAUGCCCCAGGAAAGUGUUCCUGUGAUGAAGGAUACAGCAUGGAAACAGAAAACAGUUGCACACCAAUCUGCUCCACAGGAUGUGUGAACGGAUUCUGUGAUGCCCCAGAAAAGUGUUCCUGCUAUGAUGGAUAUGCAAUGGACGGUGAAAACAGAUGUUCUCCAGUUUGCUCAGGUGGAUGCAAGAACGGUUUCUGUGUUGCCCCAGGAAAGUGUUCCUGUGAUGAAGGAUACAGCAUGGAAACAGAAAACAGUUGUAAACCAAUUUGCUCAGAAAGAUGUGAGAAUGGAUUCUGUGAUGCCCCAGAAAAGUGUUCGUGCUAUGAUGGAUAUGCAAUGGACGGUGAAAACAGAUGUUCUCCAGUUUGCUCAGGUGGAUGCAAGAACGGUUUCUGUGAUGCCCCAGGAAAGUGUUCCUGUGAUGAAGGAUACAGCAUGGAAACAGAAAACAGUUGUAAACCAAUUUGCUCAGAAAGAUGUGAGAAUGGAUUCUGUGAUGCUCCAGAAAAGUGCUCCUGCAAUGAUGGAUAUGCAAUGGACAGUGAGGACAGAUGUUCUCCAGUUUGCUCAGGUGGAUGCAAGAACGGUUUCUGUGUUGCCCCAGGAAAGUGUUCCUGUGAUGAAGGAUACAGCAUGGAAACAGAAAACAAUUGUACACCAAUCUGCUCCAGAGGAUGUGAGAACGGAUUCUGUGAUGCCCCAGAAAAGUGUUCGUGCUAUGAUGGAUAUGCAAUGGACGGUGAAAACAGAUGUUCUCCAGUUUGCUCAGGUGGAUGCAAGAACGGUUUCUGUGAUGCCCCAGGAAAGUGUUCCUGUGAUGAAGGAUACAGCAUGGAAACAGAAAACAGUUGUAAACCAAUUUGCUCAGAAAGAUGUGAGAAUGGAUUCUGUGAUGCUCCAGAAAAGUGCUCCUGCAAUGAUGGAUAUGCAAUGGACAGUGAGAACAGAUGUUCUCCAGUUUGCUCAGGUGGAUGCAAGAACGGUUUCUGUGUUGCCCCAGGAAAGUGUUCCUGUGAUGAAGGAUACAGCAUGGAAACAGAAAACAAUUGUAAACCAAUCUGCUCCAGAGGAUGUGAGAACGGAUUCUGUGAUGCCCCAGAAAAGUGUUCGUGCUAUGAUGGAUAUGCAAUGGACGGUGAAAACAGAUGUUCUCCAGUUUGCUCAGGUGGAUGCAAGAACGGUUUCUGUGAUGCCCCAGGAAAGUGUUCCUGUGAUGAAGGAUACAGCAUGGAAACAGAAAACAGUUGUAAACCAAUUUGCUCAGAAAGAUGUGAGAAUGGAUUCUGUGAUGCUCCAGAAAAGUGCUCCUGCAAUGAUGGAUAUGCAAUGGACAGUGAGGACAGAUGUUCUCCAGUUUGCUCAGGUGGAUGCAAGAACGGUUUCUGUGUUGCCCCAGGAAAGUGUUCCUGUGAUGAAGGAUACAGCAUGGAAACAGAAAACAGUUGUACACCAAUCUGCUCCAGAGGAUGUGAGAACGGAUUCUGUGAUGCCCCAGAAAAGUGUUCGUGCUAUGAUGGAUAUGCAAUGGACGGUGAAAACAGAUGUUCUCUAAUUUGCCCAGGUGGAUGCAAGAACGGAUUCUGUGUUGCCCCAGGAAAGUGUUCCUGUUAUGAAGGAUACAGCAUGGAAACAGAAAACAGAUGUACACCAAUCUGCUCCAGAGGAUGUGAGAACGGAUUCUGUGAUGCCCCAGAAAAGUGCUCCUGCAAUGAUGGAUAUGCAAUGGACAGUGAAAACAGAUGUUCUCCAGUUUGCUCAGGUGGAUGCAAGAACGGUUUCUGUGAUGCCCCAGGAAAGUGUUCCUGUGAUGAAGGAUACAGCAUGGAAACAGAAAACAGUUGCACACCAAUCUGCUCCACAGGAUGUGUGAACGGAUUCUGUGAUGCCCCAGAAAAGUGUUCCUGCUAUGAUGGAUAUGCAAUGGACGGUGAAAACAGAUGUUCUCCAGUUUGCUCAGGUGGAUGCAAGAACGGUUUCUGUGUUGCCCCAGGAAAGUGUUCCUGUGAUGAAGGAUACAGCAUGGAAACAGAAAACAGUUGUAAACCAAUUUGCUCAGAAAGAUGUGAGAAUGGAUUCUGUGAUGCUCCAGAAAAGUGCUCCUGCAAUGAUGGAUAUGCAAUGGACAGUGAGAACAGAUGUUCUCCAGUUUGCUCAGGUGGAUGCAAGAACGGUUUCUGUGUUGCCCCAGGAAAGUGUUUAAGACACUUGAAGUGGGUAUUCAUAUCGAUUGGUGCAAUGGCCUUCAUCUUGGCAAUAAUAGUCGCCAUGCUGAUGACUUAUAUAUUUAAGAAACGCUCGUAUCACCUGGACAAGAAUGAGAGGGAGUUGGGUGUAUAUUUCUCUCCCAAAAGGGUUGAUAUCAUUCGAGCAUGAGCUUCAACGGCAAGUCAGCAAUAUUCUCAUUUUACAAUAAAGCUUACUUAUAAAAUGAAAAAGGA
This is a messenger RNA of Drosophila sechellia, 4085 nucleotides long. It is a transcript of the gene eater, whose product is annotated as transmembrane receptor protein eater. The transcript is spliced from 4 exons. NCBI's taxonomy places the organism in Eukaryota, Metazoa, Arthropoda, Insecta, Diptera, Drosophilidae. Bases 28 to 4020 code for a protein of 1330 amino acids. The record is from RefSeq and is a predicted model, not a curated record.